GUCAUAAAAAGAGGAAGACACGGUUGAAUUUCUGCAAAUAGGCAUAAAUAAUAAAAAUAGCUGAGUUUCUCCUUUUCUCUGAUAAAUUCAUCAGCUGCAUUCUCCGACCUGGCCACAUGGUGGCGCCACGGUCACAGUACAGCCAUUCAACUGGGAUCUUUGUAGUUUUUGGAGUGAAGCAUCUUCUUUCAUACAUAUGGUCUUUGGUUGCGGAGUGGCGCAUCCUGUCUGACAUAGAGGAUCUUUGUGUUCCUCUCCGUCGCCUCCUCGCAGUGAAAGCAGCGGUUGGUUCUGCCGUUAACUGAGACCGGAACCAGAACCGGGACCGUAAAGAUUCUGACCCUGGAGAAGGAAAACCGGGAUUUAUUUUCCUCUUCAUGGGAAGGUUAAAAGGAGCCGCGCUUUAAUUUCCAUAAAACCUCCCGGAAAAAAAAAAAAAAAAAAAUCACAGCCCGGAGGAGAAUCUGCGCGAUUCACGACCCGCCUGCGGGAUCCGGCGAGAUUUGCGCCGCAGCUUCUAUCUGCAUCACCAUCAGCCUGCGGGACUCUGCGGCGUCAUUGAUGAUUGAAGUCAGAUUUAAUUAAGACCUGAAGACCAGUCGUGACCUCUGACCCCUGCGGGAUGCUGGACGCGGUGAAGAUGAAGGAGGCCUGCCGAAUCUGCGCCCGGGAACUGUGCGGGAACCAGCGGCGCUGGAUCUUCCACCCCGCAGCCAAGUUGAGCCUGCAGGUGCUGCUGGCCCACGCCCUGGGCCGCGGGCUGGGCCGGGACGGCCGCGGGGAGUUCGCCUGCUCCAAGUGCGCCUUCAUGCUGGAGCGGAUGUUCCGGUUCGACACGGUGGUGGCCCGGGUGGAGGCGCUGUCCCUGGAGCGGCUGCAGCGGCUGCUGCUGGAGAAGGAGCGGCUGCGGCUCUGCAUCGCGGGGCUGUACCGCAGGAGCAACCCGGGGGAGGCCGGCGGGGAGGACGCAGACCUGGACGACAGCUACUCGGACCUGAUCCAGGACGACCUGGUGUUCUCCGGGUUCGAGUCCUGGGCGGAUCGGGAGGAUGCGGCGCCGGACCAGCCGCUCCACCACUGCACCGGAGCAGAGGCCGGCCAGAAGCCCCGCAGGUGCCGCGGCUGCGCUGCGCUGCGGGUCGCGGACUCGGACUACGAGGCGGUCUGUAAGGUUCCGAGAAGGUUCGGGCGCAGAAGCACCUCCUGCGGGCCGUCGACCCGCUUCUCCGCCUCCGCUCUGGGGUUGGAGGACCUGAGCAGAACCUCCGACGCAACACCUGUCCCGAUGGAUGUUCCUGCAGCCGAGGCGGACAAACGGAGUCACAGCCCCGCAUCCUCCGUGGAGUCCCUGGAGCUCCACAGAACCAAGGAGGAACCGAACCCGAACCCGGAGGAGGCGAGCCCCCUCUGGAGCAAACCCCAGACCGGGAGCUCCCUGUCCGGGGCGGAGGUGCUGCUGGGCCUCCUGCGGGGCUGGGAGUACCGGCCGGUGACCCCGCCCAGGGGCAGCAAGCUCCCGGUUCUGGUCAAAGGCAAACUGGAUCCGAACCUGUCCUCCCACCCGGCCGUCCCGGAGGUGGUGGUGCUCUGUCCGGAGGAGGAGCUGCAGGCGGAGCUGGAGGAUCUGGAGGAGCAGUGGCUGGAUGAUUACCUCCAGUGCGGCCCGUUCCGCCUCCAGCAGCAGCUGAUCGGCGAGCAGCAGGACCAGCUCAGUCGGUACCAGAGCGCCGCGGGUCAGUGCGUGGGAGAGCUGCAGCAGGCCCAGAACCAGGUCCGAUCGCUGCAGGUCAACAUCAGAGAGAGCGAGGCUCGGAACCAGAAGCUGCAGGAGCGUCUGGCUGCCAUGGAGCUGCAGCUUCGCUCGGCGCAGGAUGAAGCGCAGCAGCAGGAGAGACUCAUCCAGAACCUGACGGACGCCGUCGUUUCCAAGGAGACGGAGGUUUCUGACCUGAGCAGAGCCUUGGCGGAUCAGAACCAGACGCUGCGUUCGCUCAGGGAGCUCGCUAACCGCAGCCAGCUGUCCGGUACCGAGGCGGCUCCGGGUCAGGGCGAGGUUCUGGCCCUGCAGGCGGCGCUGUUCCAGGCUCAGCUGGAGCUGCAGGCGGCCCAGCGGGCUCAGCGCCGGGCGGACCGCGCCGAGGAGGAUCAGAACCGGUCCCUGGAGAGGCUGGAGAGAGACCUGCAGGGGGCGCUGCAGCACCGCAGGGAGACGGAGCGACACAACCGGGAGCUGCAGCUGAUUCUGCAGACGGUCCGGUCCGACCUGCAGGCGAGGGAGGAGCAGCUGAGCGAGGGCGAGCAAGAGAGACGGAGGGAGAGCGAGGAGAGAGAGCGCAGCGUCGCGGAGCUGAGGGCCGGCCUGCAGCUGAAGGAGCAGCUGCUUCAGGAAUACGGGGAGAUGCUGAAGGAACCGAAGGAGAACAGAGACUCUCUGCUGCAGAAACUGCGGCAGCGAAUAGCGGAGAGAGACCGAGCGCUGGAGCGGGCCGUUGACGAGAAGUUUCGCUCGGCGGAGCAGCGAGAUGCAGCGAGUCGCCAGCUGCAGCUGCUGCUGCGUGAGAAGGAGCGAGACCUGGAGAGGCAGCGCCGCGUUCUGGCCAACAACGAGGAAACCAUCGCUAGCCUGGAGGCGCUGCUGAGGGGGAAGGAGCUGCAGCUGCAGCAGCUGGCCGACGCCUGGACCGGCGUCCGGCGGCAGCAGCGGGACGUCGACGAGCGGACCAGUCAAAUCCUGAGAGAGAGAGACGACGUCAUUGAGCAGCUGCAGGCGGCGCUGCUCGCUCGCACGCAGGAGACCCAGGACCUGCGCUGCUCUCUGCUGCUUCAGGUCCAGUUGGCGCCGGGUCAGGUUCUGGAGGACCUGAAGCUCCGCCUCCAGCUGAAAGACCGCCUCUUCCAGGAAGUGAUGUCAGACCGGACCCGGCAGGCCCGGGAGCACCAGGAGCAGGUCCAGGAUCUGCUCAGAACCAUCAGCGCCAGGGACCAGUACAUCCAGGACUCAGCGGCCCGACUCACCGAGGUUCUGGAAGAGCAGACCUGCAGAGUCCAGGAGCUGCGGCGCCAGCUGGGCUCCGGGUUGCAGCUGGACGCGGCUGCAACGCUGCAGCAGGAGCAGAACCAGGAGGAGACGAGGAGUCGGGCCGAGCAGCUGCACCAUCUGAGCCUGAAGGAGGAGAUCAUCAGGGACCUUCAGAGGAAGAUGGCUGACCCGUCGGACCUUCCGGUGGUGGAGCGGCUGACCCUGGAGCUCCAGGAGCUGAGGGAGGUUCUGGUCCGGCAGGGAGCCGCCCGGCAGCCUGAGUUUGGAGAGCUGAGCGGUGAGGACGAAGACGAGGCAGAUGAAGAUGUGAAGAGUGAGUUCACUGCUGCUGAUGAGGAUGAGGAUGAGGAUGAGGAUGAGGAGUGUGCUGCCUGGGGUCGGCAGCUGGACGCUGAAGGGCUGAUGGAGGUCAAGCAGCUGGUGGAGCAGAAGCAGGUGGUGGAGAGAGAGCUGGGGGAGCUGAAGGCUCAGCUGGAGAAGGCCGGCUUCUCCUCGCUGUCCCAGAUGAGGAGAGCUUUGUUCAGCCUGCGAUCAGAGAACGAAGACCUGAAGCUCCAGCUGGCUGACGGCAGGCAGGCUGUGGAGGAAGAGGAGGAGCUGGAUGUGACUGUGGAGGAGGAAGAGGAGGAAGAGGAGAGCUCUGGGAUGUGGGAGUCUUGGGACGGAGAUCCGUCUCUAUCUGACAGCAGGACUCAGAGCCAUGAGGACCAGAAGACAGAGGAGGGCGACAGAGUGGAGACGCUCACCGGCUCCUCACAGGACGACGAGCCGUCCAAUCAGCAGCGACGGCCGGACGCCUCGCCCUCAGCGGGGAAGACGGUCCGUCUGCAGCUGAAGAGCCGGGAGCUGCAGGAGAGGCUGAUGGUGUCGGAGGCCACAGUGCAGGCUCAGGCUGAGCAGCUGCAGGACUACAGAGAGCUGCUGGCAGAAACAGCCGUGCAGCAGGACAGCAAGCUGGUCCAGGUGGACCUGCAGGAUCCGGGCUACGAGACCUGCGGCCGCAGCGAGAACGAGGCUGACAGGGAGGAGGCCAGCAGCCCAGAAUUCGACGACCUGGAGAUGUGCACGUCUCUGGACCUGGGCUCUCAGUGGUGGCCCGGCGGCACCGACGCUCAGCCCUGCGGUUACCCUGGCGACCUGCCGUCGCUGCGGCGCCUGGUGGAGGAGCUGCGCUCGCAGCUGUCCCGCUCUCAGGCAGUGAUCCGCGGCCUGCAGGGCCGCCUGCGCCGCCUCUCCGCCUCCGGCGAGGUCGGCCGCUGCCCGCAGGCGGAGGACGACGAGGGCUGGCAGUCGUCGGACGGAGCCUCGCAGCGUCACCAUGACAACGGCCUUCAGAAGCUGACGUCCAGAGUGGACGCUCUGGAGGACCAGCUGAGGAAAGGAGGCAGGAGGGAGGAAGGAAACUCUGCAAACUGGCCGGGGAAGUUGGACUCUCUGCUGAAAGCUCAGGCCAGAGAGCUGUCGCUGCUGCGCCAGCGGCUGCGUGACGGCCGCGCCGCCUGCGGCCUCCUGCGCCGCCACCUGGCCGCCACCACCCGGGCCUUCGAGGAGCUGCUGCGCGCCAACGACGUCGACUUCUACACGGGCCAGAGCUUCAGGGAGCAGCUGGCCCAGAGCGGCGCCCUGGCCCAGCGGGUCGGCGCCAGGAUCGGCGGACGAGAUCCGUCUGAGGACCCAGAGGAGACGACGGAGCUGCUCGCCGUCCGGCUGAGUAAGGAGCUGCAGCAGAAGGAUAAAGUUAUCGAGUCUCUCCAAGCCAAACUCGACCAGCAUCAUCAUCAUCAUCAUCGCUCCGACUCGCCCAGCAGCAGCCACGCCCUCUCUGACAUCACCGACCAAUCAGAUCGCAUCUCCUACGUGUCGGACGAGCACGGCUCCACCAACGGCGACCCGGAGUUGUGCUGCGAUGCAGACGCUGCCGGCGGACCCGAGGAAAACGGGAAUGCUACUGGACCAGCGUCUCCGCUCGGCGCCGCGUCCCGCCGUCCGUCCGUCGGCUCCUCCCAACACUCCCAGUCCUGCCUCAGUUGUCCCAGCAUGCAUUGCUCCGGCUCUCCGCUCAGACCCGCAGACCUGCAGAGCCAAUCAGCCCCUUGUCGCCCUCCCCUCUCCUCCCCCAUCAAACAUGGCGGCCGCUCCCAGAGGAGCGCGGCGCCAGCUUUCUCUCUGGCUGCGGUUCAGCAGGAGCUCCAGACGCUACAGAAGCAGCUGAGAGCCGACGGCAGGUUUUCCACUCCCAGAUCUCUCCACGGUCUCCCCCGGUUCGUCCCUCAGCAUCAUGCCGACGCUGCCGGCUUCCCGCCGCUCUCCUACCAAGGCUUCCCUCCUCCUCUGUUCAGCAGCGGCCUGGACGUUGCCAUGACAACGAGAGCCGGGGCCAGCCUGCUGGAGAGAGGCGCAUCGUGGGAAACGCCGUGCGGCGCGGGAGCCGACCUGUCGUCGAGGUCGUCGGGUUACCAGUCAGGAACCGGACACACAGGUUCAGAUCUGAUGAAGGAACACCUGGCAGAGAUCCGGAGUCUGAGGCGGAGACUGGAGGAGUCCAUCCAGACCAACGACCGGCUCCGGCUGCAACUGGAGGACCGGCUGGCCUGCAGCGCCGGGGACAAAGGAGCUCCGACCAACAUCUACAUCCAGGGCCUGGACUCGGCCGGCCAGCUGUCCGCCGAGCUGCGCCUCCUGCAGGAGGAGAACGCCGCUCUGCAGGCGCAGCUGCAGCGCGCCGGCCGAGAGGGCAGCAGAGAGGCGGAGCUUCGCAGGGAGGCGGAGCAUCUGAGGGAGGCGGUCCUCAAGGAGAGAUCCAUGCUGAAGGAGGCGGAGCUCGAGAUACAGAGGUGGGCGGAGCUAAGCCAGAGGCUGCAGGCGGAGGAUGCAGUUCGCUGCCAGGAGGUGGCGCAGCUGAGACAGGACAGACAGAGAAACCAGGAAACCAUCAACAGGCUGCAGCACGAGGCGAGCGUCCUGCGCCUGCAGCUGGACCAGAGCCGCAGUUUGAGCCAGACGCUGCAGGAGGCGCUGCAGGACGCAAAGCGCCGAGUCUGGGAAAAGUCCAGAGACUCACACUCAGAUGAGGCGGCUAAUGGCGCUCUGCCAGUGACCUUUGACCCCAGAGAGCUUCACAUCCAGCUGAGCAGCCAGCCUGCAGCCAGGAGGCGACUCUUCAGCGGUGAAGACGUUUCUCCGCCCGUCAGAGACAGCGACCCGAUCCGAGACAGUGGACCCGUCGCUGCUCCGCCUCGGCUUCCUCCAGCUGCCUGCGCCCAGCAGGGCGGCGCUUCUGAGGGAAGCCACCACGCCGUCGGCCAUCUUGGAGACCUCCAGGCCCUGCAGCAGCAGCUCCUGGAUGGGGCCACCCUGGCUGCUCAGAUGGAGGCCGCCCUCUGUUCCCUGAACGCCUCACAGAGGCUUCAUCAGCCUUUGGACCGAGGAUGCGUCGGUAAUCUGCUGUCGGACUCUAAAUCGCUGAAGCGGAUCCUGCAGGAGGCGGAGUCUCUGCUGCAGGCGACCUGGACGGCGGGUCUGACCCACUCUGAGGAAGCCAGACAGGACGAGUCGCUGAGGGACGAGGUCGUCUGUCUCCGGAUGAAGCUCUCAGAGCAGGACCAGGCUCUAAGGGACGCCAUGGAGAGGCUAAAGAGCUCCAGCCUCACCAAGGACAGCAUGGAGCAUUUCAUCGUCAACCAGCUAUCGAGAACGCGGGACGUCCUGAGGAGAGCCAAGUCCAACCUGCAGGAGAACAAACUCAGGAUCUGCUCCCUUCCAGCCUCUUUCUCUGCCCCCUCUUCCCCCUCCGGCCCAGUAAAGGUGAAAACCCAGGGGGCGCCACUGAGCUCGGUUCCCCUGCUGGUUGGAGCGUCCUGACACCCUGGGGCCUGGCUGCUCACCAGCGCCCCCUGCAGCCUGGCGGCCCGGCUCCUCGCUCCGGCUGAACCCGGCCGCUGAGACUGACAGAACCUCCAGUUUCCUUCCUCCAGACGUGAGACUUAAAGAUGCAGUUUGAGAAAGUUUGAAGCAGAAUCUGAUCCCUGACAGUUUCUGAACCUGGACUAAAAACCAGAACCUGCAGGUCCAAAGUCCUGAUCCGCAGGUUUCCAGGAGGAAAGUCUGGUGGAAACAAAACAAAGUGCUUCGUUGCUGCCUGUGUUUGUGUGUUUGUGUGUUUGUGUUGACGGCAGGUUGUGGAGACGAAGCCAAACCCCCUGAUGUUCCUGAAGGCCUCGGCCUGUUUGUGGUUCAAUCUGGUAAAAUCCUCAACAAGACAGAAAACUAAACUAACUGCACCAACAGAAAAUCCCUCAGUGGCUCUUUUGUUUCUGCUUCUGAAGAUUUCACCUCCUCAAGCUGCAAAGUGUUACUAUUAUUUUAGAAACGUGUAAAACUGAUGCUGCAGUGAAUCUGCAGCAUCUCUUACCUCCUUCACUCUGGAUGAAGGCCAGAACCGGGUCGGACCUCAUGCAGUCUUUACAAGCUCUUAUCAAGGUCUUGGUAAGGUGUUUCCAGGACCUUUGUAAGGUCUUUCCAGGAUCUUGAUAUGACCUUUCCAGGGCUCCUGAUCCCGAGGUUCCAGGCCUGGAGCCUCGAUCCAUCAUGGCUUCCUGCUUCGUGGCGGCGCUGAUCCUGACCAGACGUCGGCAGAAGUGAUGCCUUCAGUGACGGCGCGGUCCAAUCAUUUCGAUGAUGGUGCGGUCCAGCAGGGUCCUCCUGGUUUGUGGUCCAGCCAUGUUUGGCGUUGCCCCUCCAGUGUGAAGGACGCCGUGGUGAUGACUGAUUUACUUUUGUUUUCUUCGCUAGUUUCAAACUGUUCCUGGUUGUUCUGGGUUUAUUUUUAGUUUGGUGCAUGAACUCCUCGUUAAUUUCUCAGAAAUAUGCAACCUUUGGGUCACUGUGCAAUAAGAGCCUUGUGUCGUUGCCAUGACAUCUCUUCUAGUUUAAAAAGCAACUUAUUUAGUAGAUCAAAGCUGUUGACAAUCAGUUUUAGGUGCUGAUAUUUAUUGCUGUCAGGAUCUGGUUUUAAAUGCUCAGUAGGAGACGUAGCAGUCUUGACCUUCACUGUCGUAUUUAUGGAGCAAUAAGGCGAACCAAAGCAGACGGCCUGUUUGUCAGCAGGUCGGGUCCAAAGUGACCCGGUUUAAAGAGCUAACGGCUAAUCGGAUAAACUGGGAUGUUCAGAAACCAAAGCUAACGGAGGAACAGCAGCGCUUUUUGCUGCUAACCUGCUGGAUUUUUAUGCAUGUUCUCUUUGUUCAACUAUUUUCAGAUAAAAUCAGAAUAAUCUUUUCAAUAAAACUAAUAAAUCUGGUAGAAAUAAACUACAGACUCUUGUU
Messenger RNA from Gambusia affinis (western mosquitofish), 8364 nucleotides. RefSeq names its product phosphodiesterase 4D interacting protein (gene pde4dip). Lineage: Eukaryota; Metazoa; Chordata; Actinopteri; Cyprinodontiformes; Poeciliidae. Bases 623 to 6901 code for a protein of 2092 amino acids. The record is from RefSeq and is a predicted model, not a curated record. The transcript is spliced from 36 exons. Gene Ontology annotation, cellular component: microtubule organizing center.